Penicillium argentinense is the source of this 1608-nucleotide messenger RNA. RefSeq names its product F-box protein. The transcript has a single exon. Bases 1 to 1608 code for a protein of 535 amino acids. NCBI's taxonomy places the organism in Eukaryota, Fungi, Ascomycota, Eurotiomycetes, Eurotiales, Aspergillaceae. The record is from RefSeq and is a predicted model, not a curated record. Gene Ontology annotation, molecular function: protein binding.
AUGGCUUCUCCUCCAGAGGACCUCAUGGAUCUGGACGACCCCAUGGAACUGCAUGAUCCCAUGAAUCUAGAUGACAUCACAGACCUGGGUGACCCCAUGGAUCUGGAUCCCCCAUUUUACCCUCUUUCAACACUCCCGCUAGACUGCUGGAUUCUGAUCCUGAAGAAUCUUUCCCGCGCUGAUCUCGCUUCUGUAUGCCGCACAUCACGCGCCCUUUUCGCGUCAUCGACACCGACUCUUUACCGACAUGUGAAGAUCAACUGGACUUACCCAUCGCUAAGGGCGAUUCUUUCGUUACUGACAGUCAUCCGAGAACGACCAUAUCUAGCUGUUUGCGUUCGCGAUUUCGAAGCAUUGCCAUCUCGAUCACAUCCACCUUCGAGAUACGGCCCGUUCAUACAUCCGACCGUUCGACACAGGGGUUCGCUAUGUGAAUUCCCAGAAACAGUGGCCUUUGCGAAAGACAUCAUCUCCACGGCACAAUUCCCCUCUCCCGAAGACUGGACCAAUGCGCUAGAAGCAGGCGAUCCCCACGCCUUUGUCACGAUUCUGAUCACCCAACUUAGAAAUAUUCGAUCGCUGUGCCUCGACUACACCUUUGUCUGUACCGAUGGCUGGCCUGGAAGAAUGAUUAAGCAUGCUCUGUUUUCAACAGACAAACUACCCCGCUUCCCCAGGCUUACGUAUGUCGAGUACGGCUUCAAUGCCCCUCGACCCUUUGCCGGCGUGCAUUCAGACAACGUUGCCGCUAUGUACCCGAGCGGCAACCAGGAGCAAUUUUCGGGUUGGUUCUAUUUGUCUUCGUUGCAAAGUCUCAAUAUUUGGCUUCAAAGCACAGAUGGAAUUCUACCUGAGACGGAAGGCUUCUCGACUAAUCCCGCAGUGAAUACGCCUCGCCUGAAAAGCCUUCUGCUCGUGCACGUUCCGAUGAAUCAAGCCAAGGUAGGUCAGCUGCUGUCUUUUGCUAAGUCUGUGGAUGAAAUUCACCUUGGACUAAUUUUGAAUGUGCGAGAUGAUUCUCCGAACGCCUCGCUGGACCCCUUCGAUCAGAGUCGGGACCUCUUACAAGGCCUUGUGAGCCUUCGCAAUACCCUACGACAUUUGUCAAUUGAAUUGGCAAUAUCUACAUAUCCAGGGGGACCUCCACUCGCUGAUGCAUGGCAGGCUGAUUUGCUGGGCCAUUUCGAAGGGUCAUUGAAACAAUUUGAUCACCUUCGGUCCGCAGAAGUACCCAUGGUAUUUCUGCUCGGACUAGACAAGGGUGACGCCGAGAUGAAGGCCGCGAAUCUCGCAAGACUACUGCCAAGAAACCUGAGACAGCUUUGCCUCCGAGAUAACUCGGUGACUACUAAAUGCCACUGGAGUAUACCCCGUAUGAUAUCAGCCGUGCAACACAUGGUGCCCUAUGUGCCACAUGCGACCCCGUGGCUGGAACAAAUAUCGUUGCGAUCUUUCUGCGGCCUUGGGGGGCGAUUCAGCCGACUGCACGCCUAUUUGGCUACAGAGUCGUGCAUGAGUGUGAACAGGGGCAUCAAGUUUGAAGUUCGGAAUGAUGCCUGGUCCCCCGGACUUUGGACUGAUUUCCGGAGUCUGAUCAGAUGGCUCUAG